AUGUCUGACAACAAUUGCUGCCGUGACAACUAUAGCUCUCCUUCCCUUAGGAAUUCCUGCCGUGUUCCUGUCACUUCACCCAUCCCUCUCCACUCCACGGAGGUGAAUUGUGGUAGUGCUCCCUGCUCUCCUAGUAGCAGCCUGGGCAGCCACGUGGCCCAUGACAACUGCCAGGACCUUUAUGGUGAACGCAGGAGUUUCCAAUACAACACCUGUGAAAGAGAUGCCUGUAGUCCUUCCAGCUACUCUCCGACUAUUUCUGGGGUGCCUGGAGUCUAUCAAGGAACUAGCUGCCUUCCUUCCACAUCCCAAAGUUCCGGUUUCUGUCAUCCAGCAUCCUCUAGACAACGUGUGAGGUACCACUUCCCAAGUUACCAAUCCUAUGGCUAUCAACCUCAGGGCUACCUGGCCUGUGGCCGUCAACCGUUGAGAUACCUGACCUGGGGAAGACAACCACUGAGUCACCUGACCUGUGCUAAUCAACCAUUGAGCUAUCUGCCCUAUGAUGGUCAACCUCUGAGAUACCUGCCCAAUGGGUGCCAGCCACUCACCUACAUGCCUGAUUAUUACAGACCUACAAAUUAUACAUGCAGCAAUUUUCAGCCAUACUCCUCCUCAAGCAACUGGUCAUCUCCUUACUAA
Messenger RNA from Perognathus longimembris pacificus (Pacific pocket mouse), 642 nucleotides. Its product is annotated as keratin-associated protein 26-1-like. NCBI's taxonomy places the organism in Eukaryota, Metazoa, Chordata, Mammalia, Rodentia, Heteromyidae. The transcript has a single exon. The record is from RefSeq and is a predicted model, not a curated record. Gene Ontology annotation, cellular component: keratin filament. The coding region runs from base 1 to 642 and encodes 213 amino acids. Gene Ontology annotation, molecular function: structural molecule activity.